This is a messenger RNA of Trifolium pratense (red clover), 706 nucleotides long. Its product is annotated as glycine-rich protein A3-like. Lineage: Eukaryota; Viridiplantae; Streptophyta; Magnoliopsida; Fabales; Fabaceae. The record is from RefSeq and is a predicted model, not a curated record. Bases 164 to 568 code for a protein of 134 amino acids. The transcript is spliced from 3 exons.
AACCAUUUGCAGUUGAGUAAGCACCAAGCAACUGUUAUUAGUACUUUUUUCUAUUUUUUAUUUUGCAUACUGUUGCCAACAAAAUAUUGUAUGUUGCAAUGUUUCUUGGUUUGAACUUGGCUUGAAAUGUUAUAAUUCCUUUUCCUUUCUUGGCUGAAUCAAGAUGAGCCAUGGUAGACACAAUCAUGAGUCUAGUGAAAGAAAUCUGUUUUCAAAUGGCUAUCCAGUAGGUGGAUCCUAUUCCUAUCCACCUCAAGGAGGCUAUUAUCCACCACAAGCUGCAUAUCCACCUCAAGGAGGUUACUAUCCUCCACAACAAUAUCCACCUUCUGGUUAUCCUCAAUCAGGAUAUAAUCAACCAGCUUAUCCUGUAUCACAUGGCUAUCCAUCUGCAUAUCCUUCAGGACAUGGUGGUGGUAUAGGAGGAUUGUUUGCAGGAGCUGCGCCUGGAUAUGGUUCUCACCGUCUGUCACAUGGACAUGGAGGUUAUAAUCAUGGUUAUGGACAUGGAAAGUUUAAGCAUGGAAAGUUUGGCAAGCACGGAAAAUUCGGCAAGCGAUGGAAGUGAUGCAGUGGCGAAUAUAUUAAAUAUGCAACUUUGAGCAUGAUCAUAAUAACUACUGAAUUUUCAGAUGAAUAAUGUAUGCUAAUUGUUAUUAGCAAGAUACUAAGUUUCAAUUGGAUGUUUUUUGUUUAUUUAGCACUA